Gastrolobium bilobum is the source of this 726-nucleotide messenger RNA. Its product is annotated as dolichol-phosphate mannose synthase subunit 3. The record is from RefSeq and is a predicted model, not a curated record. Gene Ontology annotation, cellular component: endoplasmic reticulum membrane; dolichol-phosphate-mannose synthase complex. The transcript has 4 exons. The coding region runs from base 174 to 443 and encodes 89 amino acids. Gene Ontology annotation, biological process: GPI anchor biosynthetic process. Lineage: Eukaryota; Viridiplantae; Streptophyta; Magnoliopsida; Fabales; Fabaceae.
CACUCCUUCCUCCUUUGUGUUAGGGUUCGGCUUUUCAUUCUGUCUGCGUUUCGUCACACUCACCCCCGAACACAUCGUCGUUGGCAACCGAUUAUAGGGCAAUUUACUUUCGGUAAUUGGCUAAAUCAGAAGAUAUCGACAUUUCUCGUGCCAUAUUUUGUUGUGAUUGAUUAAUGAAGCAUAUUGUGAAGAUUUUGACGUUGGUAAUGGCCAUCACUGCUUUAUGGGUUGGCCUUCUACAAACUUCUAUGAUUCGGCGCAGUCAUACUUGGUUGCUGCCUAUCUAUUUUGUUGUGUCUUUAGGAUGUUAUGGUCUACUAAUGGUUGGAGUUGGUUUGAUGAAUUUUCCAACCUGUCCUCAAGAAGCCCUGUUGUUGCAAAAGGACAUUGUUGAGGCCAAGGAAUAUCUAAAGCAAAGAGGAGUCGAUGUUAGUCCCAGCUGAUGUGGUUUCUAGAUCUUCCAUUAAAGUUCAGAAUUAGCUGCCGACAAUUUCCUGAUUGGGAGGUGUGAAGGAUUUUUGGCUUUUUACACUGUACACAAAAAUACUAAUGUGUAACUCCUUUGGAUUUUGGCAAAUGUACAUGAACUCUUUUUAUUACGAUCAAUUGAUUGCCUUUUUUUCCCAGGUAAUGUUUAUUAAUAUUUUGGUUGCAAGUUUAUAUUCUUUGGGAACACAUGAAACUGAUAUUAAACAACAAUAGCUCACCGAGGCUCGAUAGCCAUGU